CAUCUCCAGCCAGCGGCCUCUUUAGGAGGGCUGCAAGCGGUGAGCUCCGCUCUGACCCGGGCUCCCGCAUCUCCCAUCGCCCUCCCGGCACCUGCCUGUGCGCCCAGGUCAGGGGACUGCAGGGCGCCGGCUGCUAGAAUCCGCGGGCACUGCAGGCCGACCUCGCCAGCUCCACCCGACUCCAUCCCUUGGGAGAGCCCAAGUCCCCUGCAUCCUCCAGCGCGAAGCUGCGGGCAGUGCCAUGGAGAAGGGCAGUGAGACCAACGGCUACCUCGACGGCGCCCAAGCCAGGCCCGAUGCGCCCCGGGAGGCAACGGAACGAGCACGGCGCUGUAUCGGCUUUUUGCGGCGCAACGCGCUGGUACUGCUCACCGUCUCCGGGGUGCUGGCGGGCGCGGCGCUGGGCACGGCCCUGCGCGGGCUCCAGCUGAGCCGCACGCAGGUCUCCUACGUGGCCUUCCCGGGCGAGAUGCUGCUCCGCAUGCUGCGCAUGAUCAUCCUGCCGCUGGUGGUCUGCAGCCUGGUGUCGGGGGCCGCCUCCCUGGACGCCAGCUCCCUCGGGCGUCUGGGUGGCAUCGCCGUCGCCUACUUCGCCCUCACCACGCUGAGCGCCUCGGCGCUCGGUGUUGCUUUGGCGUUCAUCAUCCAGCCGGGGUCCGGCGCGCAGACUCUUCAGUCCAGCAACCUGGGGCUGGAUGAGCCGGAGCAUUCUGUUCCCAAAGAGACUGUGGACUCUUUCCUUGACCUGGCCAGAAACCUGUUGCCCUCAAAUCUAGUGGUUGCGGCUUUCCGAACGUAUGCAACCGAUUAUAAAAUGGUCACCUACAACACAAGCUUUGGAAACGUAAGCGUUGAAAAGGUCCCCUUUGGCACUGAGAUCGAAGGGAUGAACAUUUUGGGAUUGGUCCUUUUUGCUCUGGUGUUAGGAGUGGCCCUAAAGAAACUAGGCUCCGAAGGAGAAGAACUCAUCCGUUUCUUCAACGCCUUCAAUGAGGCAACGAUGGUGCUUGUGUCCUGGAUUAUGUGGUAUGUGCCCGUGGGUAUCAUGUUCCUGGUUGGAAGCAAGAUUGUGGAAAUGAAGGACAUCGUCAUGCUGGUGACCAGCCUGGGCAAAUACAUCUUUGCAUCUAUACUAGGCCAUUUCAUCCACGGAGGGAUUGUUCUGCCGCUUAUAUAUUUUGUUUUUACACGAAAAAACCCCUUCACGUUUCUGGUGGGCCUCCUCACGCCAUUCGCAACAGCAUUUGCCACCUGCUCCAGCUCAGCAACCCUUCCAUCUAUGAUCAAGUGCAUCGAAGAAAACAAUGGUGUCGAUAAGAGGAUCAGCAGGUUCAUUCUCCCCAUCGGGGCCACUGUGAACAUGGACGGUGCAGCCAUCUUCCAGUGCGUGGCCACGGUGUUCAUUGCCCAGCUGAACAAUAUACAGCUAAACAGCGGGCAGAUUUUCACCAUUCUAGUGACUGCCACAGCGUCCAGUGUUGGAGCGGCCGGUGUCCCAGCUGGAGCUGUCCUCACCAUCGCCAUUAUCCUGGAGGCCAUCGGGCUGCCCACUCAUGACCUCUCUCUGAUCCUGGCCGUGGACUGGAUUGUGGACCGCACCACCACUGUGGUGAAUGUGGAGGGGGAUGCCCUGGGUGCUGGCAUUCUCCAUCACCUGAAUCAGAAGGCGAUGAAGACAGGAGAGCAGGAACUGAGCGAGGUGAAAGUGGAAGCCAUCCCCAACAGCAAGUCUGAGGAAGAGACCUCCCCUCUGGUGACUCACCAGAACCGCGCUGGCCCUGCAUCCAAUGCCUCAGAACUGGAAUCCAAGGAGUCAGUUCUGUGAUGGGGGCUGGGUUUCGGGCUUGCCUGCCAGCAGGGGCACCCCACCCUGUUAGUCCAGCCUCUGGACACAGGCCACUACCCUCACCAACUUGAACCUUCUGAGCAAUGCUUUGGCCCAGUGACCAGUUUGAGGAUGAUUUGGCAAUGGGCUUCCUGGUGGAAGUGGUUACCAAGGACCAGGACACUCUGACGUUUGGCUUGACCCAUGCCCAGCUGCAAUUGUGCUACACUGGGGAUCUGUUCGGAAACACCCCAUUGAGCUGCCAGGCACAGGGAAACAAUGGAUUCAUGGGGACCUGAUGUUUCAAGCUUGGGAAAAUGCAGGUGUAUUCUUCUUUGCACCCAGUCAGCUCUGCAUUGGGUGCAUCCGGGCAAACCUAGGGCUUUCACGGUCAUCUGUUGCAUUGUCUCAUAAGUGGUAGUAAUAGGAAGAAUUCCCAAAUUCUUAGCCUUGGCUGGAAUUUGCUGAGCUGGGACUGGAAGUGUUUUAAAGAGUCUGUACUACAACAAGGUGGGGUUGGCUUCUUACCCUCUGGUCGCUGGAGGCACUGUACAGUUGGGUGUUCGCAUGCUUGGGUCUCUGAUCAUUGGCAUUAAGUUAACAGUGUAAAUUCUAAGGUCACAGAAGGGUGAGGGAAUGCAGCUUGCAGCGGGAAGGGAAGCACCCUAAUCAGGAAUGGACAUAUGUACACAGUUGUCCCCCCUCCCUUCCCAGCCUGGGCCUCUGACAAUGCUGUUGCUUUCUCUCCAUCAACUCUGAUUUGGCAAUGGGCCAGAGUGAGACUGCCUCUGGGGAGGUGUGAUAUGGUCAUCACACUCAGCACCCUCCUUGGUUGAUCAAGGCAUUGUUUUCAUUUAACUAGACCCCCCCUUAGAAAACAGUAUUGCAAAGAAAAACAAACACACGCAAAACAAUAAAAACAAAUGCCACCCCAUUGAGUGAGAUGGGUGUCUCCACUCCCAGGACCCCUGGCUUUGGCUGAUUUCCACAGAACUUACCCUCCUUUCCUGCCACUGCAUCAAAGUUUAAAAUUUUAAGCAAAAUGGUCCACAUUCCUCCAGUUACCUGCUGACUUGGUCUCAAUCUAGGUGAGUUUUUUUUAUAGAGAAGAUGGUAUAUUUCCAGUGAGAGGGCAGACCAAAAAGGCACUCCCGCUGGCUUGCUGUAUGUCUCUUGGUGUGACCUGUGGCAAGCGCUGGGGCCUCACUUUACCCCGUUUGUAAAAUGGGGCUAACAUCACCUGCUCCUGCCUACCUCAGAGGGAUCUGGUGGGGCAAACUGAGUGAAUGUGAAAAUGACCAUUUUCCUUCUCAUGUAUCAAGUGCUGACACCCAUAUGCUCUUUUUGUUUUCUACCCAAGUGGUAACAUUUCUCCACGGAGCCCUCAUGUUCGCGGGGCAGACAGCUUUCUGAGCAGGACUUUGUUCUCUGUACAUUGGCAGACUUUUAUCAUGCCACUUGUUCUUUAUGUAGUUGUUUUAUAGCAUCAAAUGCAGCCCCUUCUUCAAGUUUUAAUGAAUUAACUACUCCACCUUCUGCCAUAAUUUCUGGGUACCUGAUUUUGCCGUGACUCCCAGCCCCAGACACUGUUCCUGCCACCCCACAACAGGCCAUUAAGGUCCCCAAAUUUUCAGCCUCAUUCAUCCCAUUUUCCCUGUUGCUGUGAGUCAUCCAAGCCCUACAGAAGGGGCACACGCCAUUGCAAUGAAAUGGGCAGGUGGGUCAGAGACCACCAGGCUCUCGCCAUUUUAAAACUGGGGGCCUGUGCCUGAGCAGAAGGGAUGGGGUGAAGCCCAGCCCUCUGUAGACCAGCUAAGCCACUCCAGUCUCCUGUUAAACCAGAAGGGAACAGGAAUUAAGCAGAAAGGUGUCUGCAAACUUUUGCCCUCUAGCUAGAGCUUGUUGCUAAGACCCAUCUGUUUUCAAAGGGGAAAUGACCACAUUUGGUUUGAUUCCCGAACUGCAAGCAAACCUUCACUAUUUUUCAGGCUGCGGUACACCUCUUUCUUCCUUCCACAUAGAUAGAGUUAGCACCAAUGCAAGCAAGUUUGAGUUUGGAUAGAGAUGAACAAAAAACUGCACAUUGUGUGGCUUCGGCAUCCUGAUUUUCCCAUAUCAAAAGAUGAAUUUCUCGGUGGGAGGGAGUUCAAGCUGGUAGAUAGCCCAGUGACUGAACGUCCCACAUCCUAGAGCUAGAACUGUGGGAAGAAGCGUGCUGAGGUCUAGAGAGGGUGCUUCUGUAUAAAAUUCAGACAAUCGGUCCCCACCCCCUUGGAGGCGAGACAAGGAGGGACGAGAUACCCUUUCUCUCCCUGUUUUCCAGGAACCACGUACCUAAGAGGAGUCGGUAGACCAGGAGUCACCCAGCUGGGGAAAAUCUCACUUUCUCAUUGUCUGAACGUGUCCCCCCUGCUAUUCCCUUUCUAACAUGUUGUAAAUACUGUUCACUGUUCAUCUCCUCCUGUUUUGUAUGUGAUACUUGCCUUAAAACAUAAUAUAGUCCUCAAAAAUGAAUACAGUAUUUCUACUGGGAUCCGCGUGUUCCUUUAUUCCUUUCUUGUGUUGUGCAGUAGCAUUUACUGAUGGAGCUAGUGCUCUUCUAGGGGUGGCCUGGGGUGACUGAAUUGAAUUUUCUUCCUUGUUUCUUUUAGCCCGCAUGAGCCCCUGAAGCAGGUGGGUACAUUUAGGUCACCGGAGCUGCUGCCAGGGGUCAGUGUUGCGUCUGCAGCAGCCAGCUUGUGGCUGGGAAACAUCAUGUUGCCUGUGGCUCCUUCACAGUCAAUGACAGGGCUUGUGCAAAAUGUGCAGUUUUGCCACAGAGUUUCAUGAAGUUAAUUCUUGUCAGAACAACUCAGGUCAACAGGCCUUAACUGAGCAUUUACUGUAAGCCAAGCCAAGCCGGGAAAACAAGGAAGAAUGCCCUAGUCCAUCCGUUCCUGGGAAGGUCCCUGAAUAGGACAGCUGCCCAUACUUCUGCCACUGUCACCACCAAGCCCAGCCCAUCCUUUCACAUAAUCCUGUUUGCAGUGACACCACAUUUCAGUGCAAUUAGGCAAUCCAGAAGUCUCUUAGAACAGGAUUAUCCUGCAAGGUCCCACUGGAACCCUUGGUUUCCAGGCCCUUGGGGCCUCUGAAGAAAGGCCCGUUCUGACCUGGACAUUUCCAGCUUUCAUAUAUGACGGGAACCGGCUUUCAAUUCUGGGCAAAGCACAAAGAGUUUGUACAGAUCAAGAGCCUUACGCGGCCUGUUACUAAUAACAAUUUGGAUUCCCAUUCUGGAUUGUGGCUGCCUUACUUCACUGUGGCGGACAGAGUGUUUGGAGGCUGGAUUAGCCCUCAGUAAUUCACCUUUUCAAUGUAGCCAAAUCAAGAAGGGCAAUUCCACACACUCAAGCUGCCUCUUCUCAGGUGACCAGAAAGAGCGCUGAUUGGUUGAGUCACUGCUCAGAGGAGGAGCUCCCGUUACACCUGUGAAUGGCUACGUAGCAAGGAGUAGGCACUGCCCGGCCUCCAGCGCCAGCUCUGCCACUUGCCAUGUAACCCUGGACUCUGCUUCUCUGUGCCUCAGUCUGCUCAUUUUUAAAAUGGGGAUAAUAACUGUACCAACGGCAUAGGCUACUUUGAGGAUUAGAUGGGCUAGUAUAUGUGAAGUGUUCAGAAAAGCACCUGGCACACAGUGCUGUGUCAGUGUUUGCUGUCAUUGCCCCUCAGGGUUAGCCUGAUUAGACCAGGCUGAGGCACGUCCCCAGGAGAGGAGGCAGUUCAGGCUUCUCCUGAAAGCCUGGCUGUUUCUCACCUUAGUCCUGGCUUAGUCUGUUAGAAGCAACACUACUGCACCAUUUUCCAAACCAGUUUACCUUUUCUGCUACAUUCUUGUCCUACCGGCAUGAUUCAGAAGCAGGCAGACCCUUGGGGUGUGUGGGUGACUCUUGGCACUUGGCUGAGCCCAGGACAAGCUCGUGCCAUGUCUUGCCUGUUCACAGAUGUCAGUAUCCAUUGCUGUGUAACCUCAAUCCCGUGGUGCCCACAAGUAGGGCUAGUCUAAGCCGCAAGGCGCCAGCAAGAAGAAAAAUGAUUUGGGAAAAGCCUGGCCCAUCCUCACAUGCACUUGCUACUGUCCUUUCUGAAUGCAAGGAUGAAAACAUGUCCAUGGGAAAGCAGUCUAGGCAAACCCAUUUCUGGGAUCCCAGCCACCAGGAUCAUCUGGGAAAUGUAUUUUGCAAAGGAAAGACCCGGAACUUCUUAACCAAAAAAAAAAAAAAUUCCAGUUAGCUGAAGAUCUUGAGUAACUCACCUAAUUUAGAUUCACAGUUGAACUAUGAAGGUGAUCCCCACUCUAGAGGUUUUACAUAAAUUUGUGUUUUUGUUGUUGGGUGCCCUUGAGUUGAUUCUGACUCACAGCAACCCCAUGUGACGGAGUAGAACUUUCUCAUAGAGUUUCCUAAGCUCUAACCUUUAUGGAAGCAGAUCACCAGGUCUUUUUCCCAUGGAGCCACUGGGUGGGUUCAAACUGCCAACCUUUCUUUUAAGCAGCUGAGCUCUUAACCAUUGCGCCACCAGGGCUCCUUUACACAAAUGUAGCUCAGUGCUAAAUGGUCCACAUCAGGCCAGCAACGAGGAAGGACGCUGAUGCAGGCUGGCUGGCUGCUGGAGUGGAGGUGCCCGGGCCGAUGAGGCCUGUCUGGUGGUCCCAGAAGCCCCCUCAGUGGAGUUUCCCACUGAACAUUUCCUCUCCUCUUGUGACUGUAUCAACAAGACAGAUUCCAAAAUACGAGGACCUGCAAUUACCUCAGUGAUUUUAGGACAAAACAGAGGGAAAAGCGUGACGCUUGCUUCCCCGGUAGAUGCUGCAGACAGAGCCUGAGGCAGUUAAGAGUCAGAGGAGUUUAUGACUGCGGGGCUGAGGAGGCUGGGAUGUAACCACACUGCAGACCCCUGUCGGGAGGAGAUGGUGCACUGGGGCUGGAGACAGAAGGCCUGACCAGAGGAAUCUCAAACCAUUGUUUUGCCUUAGGAGCAAUAUAAAAGAGUGCUGGGUUGGAGCUUAGCAGAUUCAGGUUUACUCAGAGCAAAACGUGGGACUGAGAUGAUAGUCUUGGGAUUCCUAGGGUGGUUUGUAACAGGUGAACCCGUCCCAGGGCCCACAAUAAUACCCAAGCUCUGCCUUUAGGUGGAAAAGAAAACCAGUUCCUUCUUUGGAAAAAAAAAUAGCUUCAGCGGUGUCCUGAGGUCAGGAAAGAUUCAGUGUCUCUUUACUUAUUUGUUUUUUUAUAAUAGCAUUAUUGAGAUAUAAUUUACAUACCAUAAAAUUUAGUUUAUGUUAAUGGGGAGGAACAUUUCAUAAAAGGAGGGUGAGAAUGGUUGCACAACUUGAAAAAUGUAAUCAGUGUCACUGAAUUGUGCAUGUAGAAAUGUUUGAAUUGGUGUAGGUUCUGCUGUGUAUAUUCUCAACAAAAACAAAAAAUAAGAUAAAUUAGAAAAAAAAAAGAAAGGUUGGACUCACACUCAAA
Loxodonta africana (African savanna elephant) is the source of this 7335-nucleotide messenger RNA. It is a transcript of the gene SLC1A4, whose product is annotated as solute carrier family 1 member 4. The transcript has 8 exons. The record is from RefSeq and is a predicted model, not a curated record. NCBI's taxonomy places the organism in Eukaryota, Metazoa, Chordata, Mammalia, Proboscidea, Elephantidae. Gene Ontology annotation, molecular function: L-threonine transmembrane transporter activity; L-alanine transmembrane transporter activity; L-serine transmembrane transporter activity. Gene Ontology annotation, cellular component: plasma membrane. Gene Ontology annotation, biological process: L-serine transport; L-glutamate transmembrane transport. Bases 242 to 1825 code for a protein of 527 amino acids.